GUGAACACAUUUAAAGAAAGCCUUAUAUUAAAGGCCUUCACAGCUACUAGUAUAUUGCCUGUAAAUCCUGACGUUAUACUUAAUAGGUUCUGCUACACCACCCCUAACAACUUAGGAUUAGUCUCCUCUAGUUCUACAGCUUAUUCUGCAGAGAAUUAG
Messenger RNA from Didymella exigua CBS 183.55, 159 nucleotides. RefSeq lists its product as uncharacterized. Lineage: Eukaryota; Fungi; Ascomycota; Dothideomycetes; Pleosporales; Didymellaceae. The annotation marks the transcript as partial. The record is from RefSeq and is a predicted model, not a curated record. The transcript has a single exon.